UGCGUCACAGAGCGACGUCUUACUCUCCACAUUAUUAAUGAUUAUACUGAACUGCAUAAUUCAAAUUAGAUAUUAGCUACAUAAAAUAAAUAUUAGAUAUUUGUGUUUCGCCGCCCGAGUGUAGUGCGCCCUUUGCACCCUCGAGCUGGCACAGCGCUGUAUAAGGUAAAUAAGAAUAUGUUUCAGGAAUAUAGUUUGGAAAACUCAAUAAAAAACCCAUCAUGGAUAACAUUAAGCAACUCUAUAUGCAAUAUUAUGCUCAAAAAUGAGACAAAUACAGCAUUAACAACAGAGAUUAACAGACAAGUCUAUGAGAUAUCGCAAGCACAAGUUGUAGAGAAAUUGUCUCUAUUUGGAAAUUGCAUAUCUGAAUUACCCAGCAGACUUACGGAAUGUUUAACAAAUUUAGUUUAUCUUAACUUAGCCAAUAAUCAAUUAAAUGCUUUACCAAACUCUAUAAGUGUACUACAAAAGUUAAUAUAUUUAAACCUUGAUAGUAAUAAAUUUUUCAGUAUUCCAAGUAUUAUUUGUGAAUUAACUAGUCUACACACUUUAACAGCUCGAAAUAAUUGUAUACAAGAUACUCCAAAGAAUUUAGAAAAUUUAAAAAAUUUAGAAAAGUUAGAUCUUAGUUCUAAUAAAUUACGGGAUCUACCAAGUUCAUACUCAAACAUGAAUCGGUUAAAAAAUCUAUCACUUGCAAAUAACCAGUUCAAAAUAAUCCCAAGCUGUAUCGAAAAUGGAAUGUACACUUUGCAAGAGUUUAAUUUAUCACAGAAUUCUCAUGCAGAAUUAAACGUUUUUCCAAAGAGUGUUGAAUUAAUCUCAUUUUAUGCUGAAAGAAAUGCCACUUGUCCAAUGUUUCCAAAAUGGAUACUGAAUUCUAAAUAUAAGAAUUUAGAAACAGUAUCUUUAAAUGGAACAGCAUUUAAAAAAUUCAAUUUACUAGAAACACAGUUGAAAUCAAACCUUAAAGUGUUAUCCAUGAAACAGUGCCAAAUGAGUGAGACCAUUAUAGAGAAAAUAAUUGCUGAAAUAACAAAUCUUGAACGACUAAUAAUUGGAAAUACAGGAGCUUAUCAAAGAAACAACUUCUGGUAUAUGCCAAUAACAUCAUUGAGAAAGCCAUCUAGUCUCAAAGAAAUUGAUGUAAGUGGAACAGAGAUUCCAUUGAUUCCUGAAAUAAUCAAUAAAUUUGUUAAUCUAUCUAUACUGGAUAUUAGUUCUAAUAAUAUUACUUGGUUACCAGAAGAAAUUUGUUCACUGACAAAGUUGAAUGCCUUAAUGAUAGAUAACAAUGAAUUAGCCAUGCUUCCUGAGAAUAUAGAUACAUUAAUAUCAUUAAAAGAAUUAAAAGCAUGUCAUAAUAAGUUGUGCGAUUUGCCAGAUACUCUAGAAGCUUUGAAGAAUUUGCAAUAUAUUGAUCUUUAUAACAAUGAAUUUGAAGCUGUACCAAAAGUUUUAAUGAAACUAUCAGGGUUGAUAGGAUUAGACGUCGAUCAAAACUAUUUCUCAACUGACAAUUUAUUGCUCAAUAGGAGUACUCAAUAUGAAAGUAUGAGAGCUAUAUUGAGAGAUCGCUGGAGCAAAAUUAAUGAGAGACUCAUUGGGACCAAAGAAAAAUCACCUGAAUUAUUAGAGUCAUUAUCUGAUACCUCAUCAUUCUCAUCUUCAUAUUCAAGAACAAAUAAUUCAUCACCUAUGGGUUCACCAUUUGAGGAGGAUAUUAAUAAUUAUACGUCUGAACAUUGGGAUACGUCAGAAGAUUCAGCUGAUGAAUUUGACCCCAAUGCAUCACUAUCAGACGAAGAAAUACAGAAACUAGCCGAAGAGCAAAGCUGCUUCCGAAGACUCGUGAAAUGGAUUUGCCAAUUAAGAACAGUUACAAAGAAUACGUGUCCAAUUGUAAACGACCUUCUUGAACGAAUUGGAAGGGAAGACUUAGUUGCAUGUCACACCGAACAUAAUAUGAAACCUUCGAAGACGCCAAAAGUGAUUCGCGAAGUUCAAUUAGCUGAAGAUUCAGAAGAUGACGAAGGAGCCGCAGCAAUUGCAGCGCCAACCAAUACAUCCAAUGCAACAAAUACUAAAUCGGACAGUCAGAAUUUAAAUCAAACAACAAGUAAAAUUAGUGCCAUAGGACGAGCAACCUUCAAUGUAUCUCUACGGACCGCAGGAAUCGUAAUAGCAUCUACGAUACUUCUAACUUGUUGUUGCACUUUAUUUGUAAGAAACAGGCUUGCGAAUUUAUGCAGUAAAAUAUUCCGAAGAAAAAAAAAGAAGAAAGGGAAAUUAAUAGCAAUUGAUACGGACGACGCAGCGGACGUAUCCAGAAGUUAUUAUAUGAGAAAACCUCGAGCAAAGAGGAAGAGAGCGCCAUCCUACGAAUUAAUUAACACGGGUACACAGAACACCAUGCUCGUUGCACCCGCAGAACCAGAAGAACCACCACCAACAGGGUGUUACAAAUGUUACAAGAAGAAAAGAAAGAAAAGUACGAGAAGGCCUCACAGAUGAGGCGUGUAAAUUAUUAAACGAUUGCGUAAAACUUUUAUUAGUUAUUCUAUGAUUUUUACGUGUGUUUAUUAUAAUAGCUGUUCAGAACGAUUAACAAACAGCCGUAAGUCUUUUACUCGUAAUUUGCGACCAUUUUGAAUAAAAAAUUUUAUCACAAUAGUGUAUUAAUUGAGAAAUUAGUUAAGCGUAAUUUUUAAGUGAUAUGUUCAGGAAAAUUCGGAAGAUUCUGUUCUAUUACCUAUUAAAUUGUAAUACGAAAUUUGUAGAAAAUAAUUGCAGAAAUUUACAAAUGUAGAAAUGCACACUUUAAACAACUUUUUCCUGUAACAGAUGUUUUGCGACCUUAUAGUUUACGAGAUAAUCGCGAAAAACUUGCUAUUACUUCAUUGAAUUCUAUACACAGUAAGUAACAAAACUGAUUCAAUGAUUAAAGUAUAAUUAUUAAAUUAUGAACAGUAAGGUAUACAUCAAAUAUCCAUACCAGUAACAUUCUGCAUUGUUUAAGCUAACAUAAACAGUUUUGAAACAUUUUGUUCUCCCAUCUCAUCUUUUGUGUCUCUUUUCGUUUGUUAUUACGAAUAAAUAUUCAUUGAAUCAAUUUUCCACCAUCUUUUCUAUAAUAUAGUUUCCUUAACUUUAAAAAAUGUCUAAUACUUUGUUGAACGUUCUUUUACUUUGCAAACUACAUUAAGUUACUUCAGCAUUGAUUCUAUUAGUUAUUAUUCUUUUACUACAAUAACAAUUAAGAACAUAUUAAUACUGACAAUUACUUAUUAUCUUAUAAAUAAUUGUUAUUAUUUCUAUAGAAGUUACUAUCCUACUGAAUAGCUAUACAAAUGUCAGUUGUUUUUUCAAAGACGUGAAGUGGUAUCAUUUUAUUAACCUUCGAUAACGGAAAUGUUUUUAAUAACGUGUUGUCUAUGCUUUAUUGUAAUUCUAUCACAGCACAAAGUUCUCAGUACAAUCGAUGUUAACAUCAAUGAAUUGGAGUACUUGGCUUCACGUCUCAACCCUUUCGAGUGUCGACGAUUAAUUGCUGCUCUCCAUUAUACUGCCUAUGAAUUACCAAAUAAUCUAGCAGAAGCUGAACGUGAUAGUAGUUUUAAAAUAUAAAAAGUAUUCGUAAUUUUAUAAGAGCGCAAUGUAGACGACGACAUACCUUGUAUUCGACACCUGAUCCAUUGGAACAGCUCUCCUGCUGAAGGCAAGGGGAAAACGCACGAAUCUUUAGCACACAGGUUGCGUCAAAUAAAUCGUAAUGAGUUAGCUGAUUGGUUGGGUAAAUCUGCAUUCACACAAUUAGGGAAAGAUCUCAGUAGAGCUGUUGAGAAUUCGUUCACUGAACUCGCUAAAGAGGAAAGAGAAUUUGCUGUUCCAGUAACUCUUGUACCCAAACCGUAUGAUGAAAGUGAUCCAUGGAUACAAAUUGACAUCAUUCUCCUGGCAGUUUUACUUGGAUUAUUAGGAACUUUACUAACACUGAUAUGUGCCACAAUAUUUCAUAAAAUACGGGAUUAUUUUCAUAAUAGAUACAAGAAAUUAAACGAGAAAGACACAGAUAGCGAAAACGAGAAUACUUCGGAAAAGGAAAAGAAGAUAAUAUACAGUACUGAAAGUAGCGAUGAAAAUACCGAAUAUGCCUAUAUCGACAGUGAAACAGAGAUGGAUUUCCGUUGAAAAUGUCUUUAAUUAUUCAAAUUUACAGUUUUAAAAAUUAAAAAAUUUAAUUAAAAGGGGGGGUGCAGUCAUGAACUUAUAAUAGCUAGAGAUUUUUCCCUGUAUUUUAAAGUUGAAAUUGAUUUAGCUGUAUUCUUGCAAUAUUACUAAAAUAUACAUAUUUAUAGUUCUAACCAUCAUUUAUUAAUAUAAUUUUUGUUAUUCUGAUUUUUGUUUGAAUAUGUACAGUAGCUCACGAAAGUAUUUUAACACUUACUAUGAAAUACUUUAUUAAUUAUAAUAAAUAUAUUAUACAAGUCUUAUACCUAAAUAUUAUAAACAUUGUAAGGUUUUAUGACUCUUUACAUGAUAUAAGUAAAGUUCCAAGAAAAUCGGAACAUAUAUAUAAUAGUUACGAAUUAUUUCUUAUAAAUAUAACGAUUGCUGAAGCCACAAAAGUAUUUGAACACACAGAAAUGAGUGCCAAGAAUCAAUGAAAACACAGUUUUCCGAGCACUGAAUGUAAACAUUGAAACAUUAGUCGUCAUCGUAUAUACAUUUGUCAGUCAGUCUAGCAUUUAUGGUGAAAUAUUGCGAUAUUACUCAUGUGUCUUAAAACAUCUAAAACUCCAGAGAAUCAGAGAAAAUUAAUUGUCAAGUGGCGUAAAGAAGAAAAGACGUAUGGUGAAAUAAGUAAAUUAUUAAAUAUAAAUAGAUCUACAUUAUAUUAUAAAAAAUACAUGGUAUUAUAAAAAAAAUGGAAAUCUGAAGGAACUGUAAAAAAUAAAUACCGUUCAGGCCGACCAAA
Molecule: messenger RNA, 4981 nt
Organism: Nomia melanderi (Alkali bee)
Lineage: Eukaryota; Metazoa; Arthropoda; Insecta; Hymenoptera; Halictidae
Cellular component (GO): cytoplasm
Molecular function (GO): protein binding
Source: RefSeq, a predicted model, not a curated record